This is a messenger RNA of Esox lucius (northern pike), 2621 nucleotides long. RefSeq names its product v-maf avian musculoaponeurotic fibrosarcoma oncogene homolog F (gene maff). Gene Ontology annotation, biological process: regulation of transcription by RNA polymerase II; regulation of epidermal cell differentiation. Gene Ontology annotation, cellular component: nucleus. The record is from RefSeq and is a predicted model, not a curated record. Gene Ontology annotation, molecular function: RNA polymerase II cis-regulatory region sequence-specific DNA binding; DNA-binding transcription factor activity, RNA polymerase II-specific. Lineage: Eukaryota; Metazoa; Chordata; Actinopteri; Esociformes; Esocidae. The transcript has 3 exons. Bases 392 to 868 code for a protein of 158 amino acids.
GAUAGGAAAAGAGAAGCAGGUCAUCAUCAUGGAAAAGUUAGGCACUCAGGGAUUCCUUAUUGUUUACAUCCUUCCAGCGCGUAGCAGUGGGGGCGGGCAGGAUCCACCCUCAUUCUUUCGAGUUUACGUCAUUGUUACUGUGUUUUUUGUGAAUGAAAGAAUCCAACCCCACCGAACAGAGUAAUUCCGGGAAAAGGCGGACUGACAUUUUGUCGCUUGAAUCACUUCGACUGAACACCGCAUUUGACGUUUUUCUGUUUCAGCCUUUAUUUCUACAAUUGUGUAGACAGCACAACGACUGGCAGCUGGUACUCCCAAACGACACAGCCAAGGACAAACUGUCUAAUAAUCUGUGUUAACUGGUGUCACAGACACAGGACAAAGCCAAACCAUGACAUCAGAAAGAAGCAGCAAAGCUCUAAAGGUGAAGCGGGAGUGUGGUGAGAAUGUUCCGGUGUUGUCAGACAGUGAGCUGAUGUCCUUGUCUGUACGGGAACUGAACCUGCACUUGCGAGGCCUGUCCCGCGAGGAGGUCCAGAAGCUCAAGCAGCGCCGGCGCACCCUGAAGAACCGGGGCUACGCGGCCAGUUGCCGGGUGAAGCGCGUGUCGCAGCGCGAGGCACUCGAGCAGCAGAAGAAGGAGCUCCAGAGGGAGGUGGAGAGGCUGGGGGCGGAGAAUGCAGGAAUGAGGAGAGAGCUUGAGGGCCUGGGGGCCAGACUGGCAGCCCUGCAGAGGUUUGCCCGUGGUUUAGAGUCCGGAGGGGGCAACCUCUUAGCUACAGCUCCACGCCUCAAUACAGCCUCAGUCAUUACCAUAGUGAAGACCCCACCACAGGCACACGCCCAGAGAGAGCAGGGGGGGUCCUAGGAGGAACAGAACGGGCUUGGGGACUCACACAUUCAUAUAGACACACGCAUGCACGCAUGGAGAGAGCAGGAGGAUUUGAGGAAAACCAACAAAUAGGCACUUAUGAAACUCUCAUGCGCUUAGGACACACACACACACACACACACACACACACGUGAGGAUAUUCACAGUCAGUGACGAACACUCAACCCAGCCAACACACACACACACGCACAUAACACAGGUGUGGACUUGAGGAAACAUGGCCGUUUAUGAAUCCGACUAAAGCAUGACAGAAGUGCAAAACAGGGACCCUGACACAGACACCAUCCUUUGACAAAGCCAGUCUAGCUGCUGGUGCUCUCUGAUACUGCUACUCAACAGGCCAAGUCACUUUGCCUUCUAGCAUGGCAUUUAGCCCACCAACACAAUGCCUGGGUUAAUCAGACUCUUCCGCAGCUUCUUCCAAUGCAAGCUUUGAGUUUAAACGGCAUCACAAUUGACAUCUGUACUUGUCUUGGAGUGUUGUUCCUAUGUGCUCCUUGUGUGUGUCGAUACUAUUGUGCUUCACUUUGUUGCCGUAUGCAGUGACCACAUGGGUGUUCUUCAACUGUACCACAGUGCACAUUUUGCUUUGUUCAACAAAAAAAUGCUUUGGUUGCAUCUAGACUCCCCAACUCGAAUAAGUUGGUAAUUGCUGGAAACAUAGUCGAAAAACCCACAUCUCGUAGAAUGCUAUGUCAAUGCAAAAAUCUGUUGAUACAUUCCUUUAUCUAUUAUUUUGUAAUGUUUAUACAAGAGACACAAAUGUUUUUGCGAACAUUUAUUCAGAGGUAUUCUAUUUUAUUUGUAUUUAAAGAAUAGAUAUUACAAAAGCUAAUGAGUGCUGUGAUGUAAUGUAUGUUUCAAAUACCUGCGUAUGACUAGUUUGGGGAAAUCUUCACAUCUAAUUGUUGUACUGAGUGUGUGACGAUUAUUUUUGUAAUGUUUAACUGUCGUAAUGAGCUGUUUAGAUAUGCUAAAAACAGAUGGUCAUGUUGCUGUAAGAUGAUUUUAGUAUGCGUGUACACCAUAUUUGUACUAAUUUCAUAGUGAGUCGAGUGGCUUGUUGUAACGGAUAUUAUUUUUCUAUCAAGUACCAAGGUGAUGAUGCGUAUUAUUGUUAUUUAUGAUAAUUAUUAUUUCACGAUUUGUUUUCUGAAAUGGCUUGAGAGGGAGACUAACACUGUAAGGAGAAAGAACCAAGAAAAGAAUAGGAAAGCAAGAAAAGGAUGAGCCAGAGAAAGAAGAGGGGGAACAGGAAAUAGAACGGAAAGAUGUGGUGGUAGAAGAGAGGUUUUGGGAGGUGACCGAGGAUGGCAAAGAGAGACCGAAGAGGACAGAGAUGAUGGUGCUUAAUUCACUUGAAAGCCUUGUAACAUCAAUGAUUUAUCAAUAAACCCCUGAUGACUCCACUAGACUGGGGUUGAUGCGACCUUUGAAAAUAAAAGCAAUAUGAUUUCAACAGUCAAUGAUAUGACACAUUAUAUUGUGUUGAUAAAUACUCCCGUAAGAUAUAUUUAGCUAUCUUCUCAAUAUCAAUGUUGCAUAGCAGUUAUCCUCUAAUAUCUAAUGUCUCAUCUAAGAUUAUUAAUGUCAAAUUGUGCUGGAUGUUUUGUUAUACCGCAAAACAGAAAUGGUCUUUGUAUUUAUUAUAUGUAUUUUUUCUAUGGUGAAAAUUAAGUAUAUUGUCUAUUUUAUAUAUUAAUAAUUGAAAUAAAUGUUGUAUAUAUUG